GUCUCCGACAUGGCUCAGGAGAAAAUGGAGCUGGACUUUGAGUCUGACACAUCUGAUGGGGUCACCCUGAGGAGAUCCAACAGCGCUCCCCUGAUCCAUGGGCUCAGUGACCUUUCACAGGUUUUUCAACCUUACACGUUUAGAACUCGGAGGAAUAGUACUACCAUCAUGAGCCGUCACAGUUUGUUGCUGUCAUCCUCACCUAAUCGGAUUCCUAGCAGCCGACUGCAUCAAAUCAAACGGGAGGAAGGCAUGGAUAUGAUGAACAGAGAAACUGCACAUGAAAGAGAAGUGCAAACUGCAAUGCAGAUAAGCCAAUCAUGGGAUGAGAGCUUGAGCCUGAGUGAUAGUGAUUUUGACAAGCCAGAGAAAUUAUAUUCUCCCAAAAGGAUCGACUUCACUCCGGUUUCUCCAGCACCAUCACCCACCAGAGGAUUUGGAAAGCAGUGUUUUUCACCAUCCUUACAAAUGUUUGUGAGCAGCAGCGGGCUGCCACCAAGUCCCGUUCCUAGUCCAAGGCGCUUUUCCAGCAGGAGAAGCCAGAGUCCAGUCAAGUGCAUUAGGCCCAGUGUUCUUGGUCCUCUUAAAAGAAAAGGUGAAAUGGAGACCGAAAGCCAGCCCAAGAGGCUCUUCCAAGGCACUACCACUAUGCUGUCUCCGGAGGCUGCACAAUUGUCUGAUCUCAGUUCAUGUUCAGAUAUUUUGGAUGGCAGUAGUAGCAGCAGUGGCUUGUCCUCAGACUCACUGGCUAAAGGCAGCACAACCGCAGAGGCUCCAGUAGCAUGCUCCAAUUCAUGCUCUCCGUUCAUCUUGAUGGAUGAUCUCUCACCCAAGUGGUGUUAUCAAGGAGAAGAAAUUCCUGCCUUGACCAGAUGUGUGGAGCAUCUACAAAUGAAUGAAUAAUGUUAUUUACACACAAACCACUGUGUAGAAAAGUGUACACGGAGCUUGACAGCUUGUCUUGGGUGGUAUAAUGAGGCCUGAGGGGCCUUGGGGUUCAGUGUCAUGCUGUAAAGAUAUACAUCAUAAGGUAGGAUAGAAAAGGGGCUUUAUGUGUCUGAUUGCCACAUGCCGUUUUGAUUGCUGCUUCUUUCUGAUUACUUUUUCGUCAUUGGAGUUGUUUGUUUUGUUGUGUGGUGAGUGGUGUUGUAGACUGUAUUUUGGCUAUUGUGUUGUCCCCAGAAUCAGAGUCCAAUUCUUAUACAUGCUGCCUUAUAGGAAGUGCAGUUUAAUAUCUACGAGGAAGCUUUUAGGAACUGCCAAAGUCAAUGUCAUUGUGCAUUUUGCUUUUAAGAAGCUGUUUGAGCUGUCAACAGUGUCCAUGAUAGUAAGUCUGUGGUACCAUAAGUUAUUUAACGUUUAAAAGAGGAAAAUCCCGAUAGAGCUAUUUUAAAAACCUGAGUGUAAUCUAUUGCCAUGUUAUUUAUUAUUUAAAACUGUGUGCAAAAUGUCUGUUGUGAUAGAUUUCUUUUAAUGUGCAGACAUUGUGGUUGGAUUGUCUGUAUUUAACAUGCAAAUUUGCCUGCUAGGACCAUAAUAUUCCAUUUUUAAGUGAAUGUAAGAAAUGAAAACUACUGCAUUUGUGUCUUUUGAAGGCAAAGGUCGUUGAAUUUUAAAGGAAGAUUAUUAUGUGCUUUGAGGGUACCCACAGACUAGUAAUACUGUAGGGCUUGAAGGGAAACCUAUUCUCUCUGAAUUAUAAGAGAGCAUCACUUAGCUUGCAGUAAGUAGUUCUGUUGUAGCAUCAGCUGUGUUGUUUAUUUUAAAUUGUGAUAACUGCCAUAAUGGCCAUUAAUGGCUUUAUUUCUCACAUUGGCUUUCACCUGUGCAAAGUCCAUAAUCCUUCAAACCUAACAUGAAUGUAUAUAUUAUGAAGAUUGUUCUCUAGUAUGUCAUUUUAAAGAAAAAUUACAUCAGUGGUAUGCAGUGUAUUUAUUCUGUUUGUGAAAGAACCAUGUUAAAAGUCUCUGCCUAUAUAAUACUGAGAGAUGGUUUUCUCCUGUAGGGUAUUUAUCCACCAGCUCUCUACUGUCUUCUUUGCCUUAAAGGGACACUUUUGGCCAUCAUUUUUGGCUCUAAUUUAGGACUCUUAAGACAUAACCUUUAGAAUGUAACGAUAUUUAAAUUUAUUUUUGAAAUUCAGCCGUGGGGUAGAAUUGGUUCAGGAAAAUGAAACUGUUCCUCUGUCAUGAGAACUAGGAGGCAAGGUAACUGACUUUACUGUUUAAGCCAAGGUUCAUUUUUAUUGUUUAAAGUGACUAGAAAGUUAAGUUUGUGCAGGGGUUGUUUCGGAUUACAUUAAAGAUAGAGAUGCUAACCUUCAGGUGAGCUUUGUUGACAGUACUUUAUUUUUAUAUAAAGUCUAAUAUUUGAAAAGUGACCAUUGUUACAAAGUAAAAUUCUCUCUUCCUAUUCGAAUAUUAUAUCAUGUUUCAGGCUUCUAUUUGAAAACAAGUAUAAGAGAUGAUAUGAUAAGAAAAUUUAAUAGAUGCUCUUUUUGCUUGACUGACAUAUAAUCACUGUGUUUCAUGAUAACUGCUUUUGGAAUAAUAAUAAGUUUUGUGAACUGCUGACCUUGUGUAUAUCUUAGAAUGCAAAUUUAAUAAAGUGUGUACACAUGCAUAAAAUUCUGUAACAUUUUUAAGCCUAUCCAUAUCCCAGUAUUGCAUUCUCUGUGUCUAAUUGCAGUCAAGUUUUGAAUAAAAG
This is a messenger RNA of Kogia breviceps (pygmy sperm whale), 2706 nucleotides long. The record is from RefSeq and is a predicted model, not a curated record. Lineage: Eukaryota; Metazoa; Chordata; Mammalia; Artiodactyla; Physeteridae.